This is a messenger RNA of Cyphellophora europaea CBS 101466, 399 nucleotides long. RefSeq lists its product as uncharacterized. NCBI's taxonomy places the organism in Eukaryota, Fungi, Ascomycota, Eurotiomycetes, Chaetothyriales, Cyphellophoraceae. The record is from RefSeq and is a predicted model, not a curated record. The transcript has a single exon. Bases 1 to 399 code for a protein of 132 amino acids.
AUGGCAAACCCCCAAACUCGCGCCUUCCUGGGACGGCAUUCUUCCAAGUUAUUACUGGGUGGGUUGAGUCUAGGUGGUGUAUAUGCCUUUUACGCCUACAGGGCGCCACAGCCAAAGGGCACCUACGAGCCCAACCCCAUGCGAACGCCAGGUGUACAGAACAUCGAAAAGGCUUAUCAGCGCGGAGGAGCCACGUCUACGCAUACAGUGGCGCACGGAGGAACGACACAGGGGCAGACGAAUGAUCUGACGCGUGACAAUGCGGGGACGAGCAGGCCGAAAGGUUUCGAUGACGAGCCAAGGGGUAUGGGCGACGAGCAGAGAACCGACGGCCAGAUGAAGGGAAAGGUUGGUGAGACGUUCGACAAGAUGAAAUACGGAACCUCGACCGAUAAGUGA